AUGUCCGGGCUUAUCGAAAAGGUCAGCAUCCUUCGAAAUGACUCCAUUCAUGUUGGCUACAAUAUGUCGUCGCAUAUUGUGGACGAAAUUUUAACGAAAAAGGCUUCUUCCACUUAUGUCUUAAUCACAGAUUCCAACAUUGUCAAGAUGGGGCAUUUACAGACUUUCGUUGAUGAGUUUAACAGGCUCAUCCCCUCCAAGAGGCCUGGCUCCAGAAUUCUUACUUAUGUCGUCCCCCCUGGAGAAGCCAAUAAGAACAGAGCUACGAAGGCUGCUAUUGAAGAUUAUCUUCUUGAGAAGGGCUGUACCAGAGAUACCUUUAUUCUUGCCAUUGGAGGUGGUGUGAUUGGUGAUAUGAUUGGAUAUGUUGCAGCUACAUUCAUGCGUGGGGUCAGAUUUGUACAGAUUCCUACUUCCCUCUUAGCUAUGGUUGACUCCUCCAUUGGAGGUAAGACUGCAAUAGACACACCUCUAGGUAAGAACUUCAUUGGUGCUUUUUGGCAACCUGACUAUGUUUUUGUUGAUGUGGCAUUUUUAGAAACGUUGCCUGAGAGAGAAUUUAUCAACGGUAUGGCUGAGGUUGUCAAGACUGCCGCUAUCUGGAACGAGCAAGAGUUCUCCAGAUUGGAAACCUACUCAAAAAGGUUUUUGAAGGUUAUAAGGGAUAGAAGAGUCGAUGACUCUGUUGAUUUAACUUCUUUGAAAGAGCACAUCAUCAAAUUGGUACUAGAGUCCAUCAAAGUCAAGGCUGAAGUAGUCACCCUAGAUGAACGAGAAGGAGGACUAAGAAAUCUCUUGAAUUUUGGUCACUCCAUCGGUCAUGCUAUCGAAGCCAUACUCACACCUCAGGCCCUUCAUGGAGAGUGCGUUUCAAUAGGUGCAGUUUUGGAAGCCGAACUUUCUAGAUACUUGGGAAUUCUGUCACCAGUCGCAGUUUCAAGGUUAUACAAGUGUUUCGCCGCUUACGGUUUGCCCGUGAGUAUUGCUGAUAAGUUAGUGCAGAAAAGAACAAACGGUAAGAAAUGUCCUGUUGAUGUUUUACUUCAAAAAAUGGCCAUUGACAAAAAGAAUGAUGGGUCGAAGAAAAAGGUUGUCCUCUUAUCUAAAAUCGGAAAAUGUUAUGAACCUAAAGCAUCUUAUGUCAACGAUGAGGAUCUAAGAUUUGUGUUGACUGAUGAGGUUCUUGUAAAAGAUUUUAACUCUGCUCCAUCUACCGCAGUAGUUGUGCCCCCAGGUUCUAAAUCGAUUUCCAAUAGAGCCUUAAUUCUUGCUGCUUUGGGUAAAGGUGAAUGCAAGAUAAAGAACCUACUUCAUUCUGAUGACACCGAACACAUGUUAAAUGCAGUUGCCGCACUCAAGGGAGCUGACAUUUCCUUUGAUGACAACGGAGAAACUGUUGUUGUCACUGGUAAUGGCGGAAACUUCACAGCAACUGACGCUGAAAUUUACUUGGGAAAUGCUGGAACUGCUUCCAGAUUUUUGACCUCCGUUGCAUCCAUAGUUAAACCUGACUCGAACACCACCCAUGUAAUCCUCACAGGCAAUGCCAGAAUGCAAGAGAGACCAAUUGGACCAUUAGUCGAUGCCCUUAGAACUAACGGCUCUGACAUUGAAUAUCUAAACAGAGAAGGUUCGCUACCAUUAAAAAUCAAAUCUGGAAAUGGACUUAAAGGAGGCCGUAUUGAACUCGCCGCUACAAUAUCUUCACAGUACGUUUCUUCCGUGCUAAUGUGCGCACCAUAUGCUUCAGAACCUGUCACGCUGUCUCUCGUAGGUGGAAAACCUAUAUCUCUGCUUUACGUCGAUAUGACCAUUGCGAUGAUGAAAAGUUUUGGUAUUGAAGUUACGAAGUCCACCACUGAGCCUUACACUUACCACGUCCCUCAAGGCCAUUAUGUCAACCCAGCAGAAUAUGUUAUUGAGUCCGAUGCCUCCUCUGCCACUUAUCCGUUAGCUUUUGCUGCCAUGAACGGCACUCAAGUGACGAUUCCAAAUAUUGGAUCUUCUUCCUUGCAGGGUGAUGCAAGAUUUGCAGUUGAUGUCUUGAAACCUAUGGGAUGUAAAGUUGAACAAACUGCUACUUCCACGACCGUCCAGGGCCCAACCAAAGGCACAUUGAAACCAUUGCCAUUAGUUGACAUGGAGCCAAUGACAGAUGCUUUUUUGACCGCAUCCGUUGUAGCUGCUAUUGCUAAUGAUACGAACCAAUCAACCUCAAUUGUCGGGAUAAGCAAUCAACGCGUUAAGGAAUGCAACAGAAUUGAAGCAAUGAUCACACAGCUUGCUAAAUUUGGUGUAAGAGCUAAAGAGUUAGAAGAUGGUAUCGAAGUUUUUGGAAUAGACUAUCAUCACUUGAAGACUCCAUCAGACGGAGUUUACACCUACGAUGACCAUAGAGUUGCCAUGAGUCUUUCAUUACUUGCAGGUUUGGCUGAAUCUCCAGUGCUUAUUCAGGAACGUCAUUGUACUGGUAAGACAUGGCCCGGAUGGUGGGAUAUCUUGCAUACCACAUUCAACGUUGAGCUUGAUGGACAUGAAGCUGUUGUAGAAACUACUACAGCCAAGGCUAAUGAAGACAAAUCCAUUAUCGUUAUUGGCAUGAGAGCAGCAGGUAAGAGUACACUUUCCCAUGUUAUUGCUCAAACUUUGAAGGGUUUCAAGGUUGUAGAUUUGGAUGAUGUGUUUGUUGAGAAGUAUGGUGAUAUCAGAGAAUUUAUCAAAGAAAACAGUUGGGAGUUGUUUAGGGAAAAGGAGGCUAUGAUUGCGAAGGAGGCUUUUAAAAACUACUCAAAGAAUACUGUGAUUUCCACUGGAGGUGGAAUUGUUGAGACUGAAGCAUCCCGCAAAUUAUUGAAGCAACAAAUGAAGGAUGGUCAUAUUGUUCUUCAUUUGCAUCGUGACAUCGAAGAAACUGUCGUCUUCUUAUCUCAAGACAAGACUCGUCCAGCAUAUGUGGAUGAGAUUAAUCAGGUUUGGGAAAGAAGGAAAAAUUUAUACAAAGAAUGUUCUAACUACUUCUUUUUCUCUCCUCAUUGCCAAACUGAAAGAGAGUUUUUCACUUUGAAGAAAACUUUCAGUAAAUUCAUUAACAGAAUCACAGGUGGGGCCGUUCCAAGUAUUCCCAACGGCCGCUCAGCUUUUGUGUGUCUAACGUAUGAAGACCUGGCACCCGUUAGCUCAAAGCUGACUAGGGUCACCAAUGGUUGUGAUGCGGUAGAACUUAGAGUUGAUUUGCUAAAACAACAUGACUCUCAUUUCAUCAGCAAUCAGAUUGGUAUUUUAAGAAACCAGACAAGUGUUCCUAUCCUGUUCACCAUCAGGACAAAGAGCCAAGGAGGAAGAUUCCCAGAUGAUAGUUACGAAGACAUUGAAAGACUUCUCAAUUUGGCCAUCAAACUGGGUGUUGAGUACGUUGAUUUAGAGUUGUCUUUACCAGAGUCAUUACUUGACAGUGUAGCAUCUAAAAGACAAUUUACUAAGAUCAUUGGAUCGCAUCAUGACUUCUCAGGCACUGUAAAGUGGAAUAAUGUGGAAUGGGAAAACAAGUAUCUCUUAGCUCUGAAGUUGAAUGUUGAUAUUAUUAAAUUUGUUGGAACUGCGACGAGCUUGAACGACAAUUGGGAAUUGGAACAUUUUAGAAGUCUUCAUACUGAUAAGCCCUUCAUUGGAAUCAAUAUGGGACCUCUAGGAAAAGUUUCCAGAGUCUUCAACACAAUUUUGACUCCAGUAACUCACAAAGAUCUUCCCUCAAGUGCAGCCCCAGGUCAACUAACCUUGAAAGAGAUUAACGAGUAUUUUGGACAGUUUGGAGGAAGCAGCCGUAAAAAGUUUUACAUUGUUGGAAAACCUAUCAGCCACUCCAAGUCUCCUGAACUGCAUAAGACCUUCUACGAUGAAUUUGGUUUGAGUCACACAUUUGACAAAUUUGAAACAGAUGACGCAGCUAAGGUUUUCAAUGAUCUUGUGAAAGGUAACGAUGAACUGGGCGGCUGCGCAGUAACCAUUCCCCUCAAAAUCGACAUGCUGAAGUAUGUGAAUGAGCUUACUGAUUCAGCAAAGUCCAUUGGUGCAUUGAAUACUAUAAUCCCAAUUGGGGAUGGUAGAUUUAUUGGAGAUAACACCGACUGGAUUGGAAUCAGAGACUCCCUUCAUCAGGCUGGAUGCGAGAUAGCUCCCGAAUCUAGUGUCGGCUUGGUAGUAGGAGGUGGCGGAACCUCAAGAGCAGCAGUUUAUGCUCUCCAUCAAAUGGGAUGCUCUAAGAUCUACAUGUUGAAUAGAACUCCAUCUAAGCUUAGUGAGAUCAAGAAUCAUUUCCCAUCAAAUUAUAACAUACAUAUUGUUGACUCUCUGGAUGCAAUUGAUGAGGACGACAAGCUGGAUGCUGCUGUAUCAACAGUUCCAGGAGAUAAACCUCUGGACGACCAGUUGAUCUCUUUGCUUAAGAAGUUGUUAGAGAAGAAACGUGGUCAUGCUGUGCUCCUAGAAGCAGCUUACAAACCUAGAGAGACGCCAAUUAUGGCAUUGGCAUUUUCCAGAGGCUGGAAAGUUGUUCCUGGGAGUAAGAUGCUAGUUAACCAAGGAAUUGAGCAAUUUUACAAGUGGACUGGCUAUCAAUUCUCCUCCCACAUUGAUCUGUAG
This is a messenger RNA of Komagataella phaffii GS115, 4638 nucleotides long. Its product is annotated as Pentafunctional arom protein. Gene Ontology annotation, biological process: chorismate biosynthetic process; aromatic amino acid biosynthetic process. Gene Ontology annotation, molecular function: 3-dehydroquinate dehydratase activity; 3-phosphoshikimate 1-carboxyvinyltransferase activity; 3-dehydroquinate synthase activity. Lineage: Eukaryota; Fungi; Ascomycota; Pichiomycetes; Pichiales; Pichiaceae. The transcript has a single exon. Bases 1 to 4638 code for a protein of 1545 amino acids. The record is from RefSeq and is a predicted model, not a curated record. Gene Ontology annotation, cellular component: cytoplasm.